Molecule: messenger RNA, 2689 nt
Organism: Exophiala dermatitidis NIH/UT8656
Lineage: Eukaryota; Fungi; Ascomycota; Eurotiomycetes; Chaetothyriales; Herpotrichiellaceae
Exons: 4
Coding region: 79-1614 (511 amino acids)
Biological process (GO): small GTPase-mediated signal transduction; protein geranylgeranylation; vesicle-mediated transport
Cellular component (GO): cytoplasm; nucleus; Rab-protein geranylgeranyltransferase complex
Molecular function (GO): GDP-dissociation inhibitor activity
Source: RefSeq, a predicted model, not a curated record
GCACUUUGCGUGGUGCAAAGACUGCACCGCACGCAUUUCUUUGUUUCCACAAUCACACCUCGAAUCUUUCAUGCCACGAUGGAGACCUUGAGUGAUGAGGUGUGGGAUGUCGUUAUAGCCGGCACCCGCAUCCCUCAAUCACUCUUAGCAUUGUCGCUUUCAAGGUCCGGCAAGAAGGUCUUGCACAUCGACAGCCAUCCCUAUUAUGGGGGCAGCGAUGCUGGGCUCAGUCUGCAAGAUGCAGAAGCGUGGGCUCAAGACCUGGACAAGUCUUCGAGCACCGUUUUCAAGGCAGCUUCCAUAGUCCACCCAAGCCGCAGUGCUGAAGAGCCAGCGGUCAAGCUUGCAUCCUCCCGAUCUUACACACUCUGUCUCAACCCACAGAUCAUCUAUGCACGCUCUGAUUUUCUGCCAAAGCUUGUCUCGUCACGCAUACAUACCCAGCUUGAGUUCCUCGCGGUCGGUUCUUGGUGGGUCCACAGGAACGGGAGUUUGCAGAAGAUCCCAAGCACUCGUGAAGAUGUCUUCAACGACGUGUCUCUGUCAAUGAAGGAUAAACGUGGUCUCAUGAAAUUCCUCCGAUACGUUCUGCAGGAAGAUGCAGAAUCAUCACUUGGUGGAGAGGAAGAUUCUGCUCUUUCACUACAGGACGCUCUGAACACCAAGUUCAAGGUUCCAGAGUCUCUACAUGCGCCGCUCCUUGCCCUCGCACUGUCACCGAGAGAUGCAAGCUCGAUCCGCUUUGACAUCGCUCUGGCUAGGAUCCGGAGGCAUAUGCUGUCAAUGGGCUAUUUCGGCCCAGGCUUUGGUGCUGUCACCGCGAAGUAUGGUACUACUUCGGAGAUCUGUCAAGUCUCCUGCAGGGCGGGGGCUGUUGGAGGCGGUGUCUAUCUCCUGGGUCACGAGUUGAAGACUCUAGACUCUGUCACUGGUGACUCCAGCAACACAGACCAAAGCCCAGACGGCCUUCCUCUCCUGGAGGGCACGCUCUCGGACGGCACUCGAAUCAAGACUCGGGUUGUCGUCGGAGACCUUGAUGAACUCCCACAUCUUCAGCACGGGUCGCCCGAAGGCACCCCGUCUACUGGUACUUGGAGGUCCAUCAACAUCGUGGCAGACCCACUCAAGGAGCUCUUUCCCCAGACCUCGGAUAAUGGGCCGGUGCCUGCUGCAGCAAUGGUGUUGGUGGACACAAAUGCUCACGAGUCAGCCAAAUCCCCUAUCUACCUGCAGAUACAUUCCGAAGAUACUGGCGAAUGUCCAGCCGGUCAAUGUAUCAUUUAUGCAUCUGUGACUGGCGGCGAUGGGGCCGCAAAGGACAGGCUUCAGUCUGCAGUCAACACUUUCCUUGAUACAACCAGUGCCAAAGGCAGUCUUCUGUGGUCCUUGUCCUAUUUGGUGCUCGAUUCCGCGAAUGACCCGACCCUCCCAUACCCUCCAUUACGGAAGCAGUCCUCGCAAAUUCUGCUGUUUCCUCCGGCACCUCAGGACAUCUCCUUUCCCGAUGGCGUUCUCAGUACCGUAAGAGACGCAUGGGCGACUAUCAUGAAUGCCAGUCCGGAAGACGGCUCUUUCUUGCAAUUUGACGAAGGCGACAUUGAAGCUGAGCAAUGAACGCGGUCGCUCGUGUGUCCUGUGCUGUCAGCUAAAUAUCAGAAGGGUGUCGUGGUUCGACUCACAUCGCCAUCGAUCAUGCAGUGUGUACUACCCUGAUCCUCACAGGUUUAACUACAGGAGUGCUUUUCGGUUGUGGGACCAACCUCCUGUGGCUUCAAGCAUUACUGCUUCAAUGUGGCGUGGCUAGCUUCUGCAACCCAUUUCCAAAGCCCUGUUGUAAAAGCCAGUUGUGUUGCACAGAAUUGGAGCAAACCUUAUCGGCUGAGCCGACGGCUGACAGCAAGCCGUUGGCGUGCUUCUUCUACUUACUUGUGGGAGCAAUCGUAUCUACCAUUGCGUUUCCAGAAGCACUUUUGGUGGUCAAGCAUUCUCAGACUCGGCUAGACCGGCAGCAUCCGCGGCACAGCAGCAACGAUAAUGAGUUGGAAAUGUCAUGGAGUCGACGAAGUUAUCUAACGUCCUGGAGCAUCCGUGAGAGCGGUCUGUGACAACCUGCUACUUCGGCUCUCAUCAUGGUAAGUGAAGUGCGGAUGCUAAGCCCUCAUUAGUUGCGAUGUUGCCUGUUUACGCCACGAGCUUGUGCUUGCCAUGGAGCAAAGGAUGCCCUAUGCUGAUUUGCCUUAUACUUACUCCAUGCUGAGUCGCCAAACUGACCGGCGGUUUGAACUGUGGGAAUGUGUACAGAUACGGUCUGCUUGCAGAGACCGGAGGAAAGACACCACAGCAAUAAAAAUUAAGAUGCGCCUCAACAGGACCCAUUAUUGCAUUCUUACCAUCGAGGACACUGACUGAGUUCCUUUGUGUGGCCCCCACCUGGUCUUCAUUUCAUAAACUUACCUCGUAUGCUCCAAAAUACAACUACAUUGUAGUUUGAUACACCACAGACGCGCAUUUGUCACAAGGGUUAUCCCCGCCGGGACAGGUGUCAUCGAUUAUGCUUUCCGAUGACUGCUGCGGACAUGCAUUUGUUGCUUUAAGGUUGUUUUUUACUGAGGCAAAGUCAUCACGUACUAGUAUCGAUAUCACGGAGCGAUCAUCAAAUACUACUACCAUUACAUCUUCCUGCAGCACA